AUGAUACUAUGGAUUGUAUGUUUAUUGAUCAAAUCAAUUGAAUCCUUUCAUUCUUUAAAUCCAUCAGAUUUAUCAUGCAAAAAACGUAUAUGCCAUAUUGUUUUCAAUCUAAUUAAAUAUUUUCAUAAUCAUUUAGGUGAUUAUCGACUAAUUACCGAUCAAUCGAGCUAUAUAAUUACAUUAGAUAAUACAUUAUCUCGUUUAUUAACAAAAUUAUGGCGUGAACAAAUCAAUGAUCAACCUUUAAUAUUUCAAUCAUUGUGGGUGUCAGUAUGA
Messenger RNA from Rotaria socialis, 276 nucleotides. Lineage: Eukaryota; Metazoa; Rotifera; Eurotatoria; Philodinida; Philodinidae. The record is from the annotation of a GenBank genome assembly.